AUGGCUCGUUUUUGCUUUGCUGACCUUCCCAUAGAGCUUGUCCACAUCAUCAUUAUAUAUGCCGCGCAACCCACCUUUGACCAAGAUGAAAGAUAUGAUCGCGCAAGUCCAUAUUCAUCCGCACUUAAUCUCUGUCUCGUCUCCAAAUUUUUGAGGCGCGCGGCGCUUCCCGAACUCCUGCACACUAUACUACUACCGAAAUCUCGAAACGUGACGGCGUUCGUGCAAGCUCUGCUUAUACAAGAAGCAUACAAGAAGGCAAACAACGCAUUUCAGUGUGACUACGCAUCACAUGUGCGCAAGAUGUGGAUUGGACCCCCGGAUGACAAUUUCACAUCUGCGUCUGAGCGUUCACAUGCCAUCAGCCUUCUCACUCCGGUGAUGUUCGCUGCGCCAUCACUUGCCCUCAGUUGGAAAAGUGUGGACCUUCUUAUAGAAUGUCUAGAACACGCAUGGAGGUCCCGUCCAGCCACACCUGUCAACGAAGAGCAUUCCCAGCCUCCCUGGAAGACCCAAACACUGUCACUCACAGUUGGGAACCCCAUCCACGGCACAAAGUGGAACAGCCUCACAGACACUCCCCAAGGGUCUGCUUUCCUUGCUUCAAUUUGUCACCUCUCAAGCAUCACAUACGUAUACCGCGACUACACGUCCCCCCAGCCGCUGAUUUCAUCUCAAGCCUAUCGCCUGCCUGAUUGGAUGAAGACCGCUCCAUUGGCUUCUUUCAAGAGCCUUCAAACCGUCACCCUACCGUACCCGCGUACCCAAGCUCCCGUCAGUGUGAGUGGACUGAGCAAUAGGGGAGUUGAUAUGCAUAUGGAGUUGCUGGCGUUUCCCGCAACCGUGCUGAGGACCCAAAACGGCAUCCCCAAUGCAAUACAGGCGUUUACUGGGACUGGGACUAUAUCUAGUCCUGGAGAGGAGGCUAUUCGAUCUGAUGGUACCCAUUUACGGUUGUCCCUCUCUAAAUUACGCUGGUAUAGUGGUCUUGGUCAUGGGUGGGAGAAAAUUUGGGCCUGCAUGUUAUGA
This is a messenger RNA of Suillus plorans, 1029 nucleotides long. RefSeq lists its product as uncharacterized. NCBI's taxonomy places the organism in Eukaryota, Fungi, Basidiomycota, Agaricomycetes, Boletales, Suillaceae. The record is from RefSeq and is a predicted model, not a curated record. The transcript has a single exon. Bases 1 to 1029 code for a protein of 342 amino acids.